This is a messenger RNA of Urocitellus parryii (Arctic ground squirrel), 1830 nucleotides long. RefSeq names its product docking protein 1 (gene Dok1). The record is from RefSeq and is a predicted model, not a curated record. NCBI's taxonomy places the organism in Eukaryota, Metazoa, Chordata, Mammalia, Rodentia, Sciuridae. Gene Ontology annotation, cellular component: cytoplasm. Gene Ontology annotation, biological process: cell surface receptor protein tyrosine kinase signaling pathway; Ras protein signal transduction; positive regulation of MAPK cascade.
UUCCCCUUAUCCUCCCGGCUCAAUGAAGCUUUCUUUUCCCGCAGGUUGGAGGCUGGGCAGCUGCGAUCAGAGAGCUGGAUUGCAAGCGGCCGCCGGGUGGCGGCCCCCGUGGCAGUGGGAAGCCUUCCAGCCCCCAGCCCUUCCUCCAUGUCCCUGGCUAGCCCGAGUGUAAACAGUACAACUCGGGCAGGGCCACGGAGUCAGGAAGCGCGGAAGGAACUGCCGGGGGCCAUGGACGGGGCUGUGAUGGAAGGACCGCUCUUUUUGCAGAGUCAGCGCUUCGGGACCAAGAAGUGGAGGAAGACCUGGGCUGUGCUCUACCCGGCCAGUCCCCAUGGUGUAGCGCGGCUCGAGUUCUUUGACCAUAAGGGGUCGAACUCUGGAGGUGGCCGCGGGGGCUCGCGCCGCCUGGACUGCAAGGUGAUCCGUCUGGCCGAAUGUGUGAGCGUGGCUCCUGUGGCAGUGGAUAGCCCCCCUGAGCCGGGCGCCGUUGCGUUUCGCCUGGACACUGCGCAGCGCUCGCACCUGCUGGCAGCAGACGCUCAGUCCAGUGUCGCUUGGGUGCAGACGUUGUGCCGAAACGCCUUUCAGAAAGGCAGCUGGGCUCCGGUGCUGGCAGAGAACCCACCUAAGCUUUCUGCCCUGGAGAUGCUGGAGAAUUCGUUGUACAGCCCCACCUGGGAAGGAUCCCAGUUCUGGAUAACCGUCCAGAGGACUGAGGCUGCUGAGCGCUGUGGCCUGCAUGGCUCCUAUGUGCUGAGAGUAGAGGCCGAGAGAUUGACACUCCUGACCGUGGGAACACAGAAUCAGAUCCUAGAGCCACUCCUUUCCUGGCCCUAUACCCUGCUGCGGCGUUAUGGGGGUGACAAGGUCAUGUUCUCUUUUGAGGCGGGUCGCCGCUGCCCCUCUGGCCCUGGAACCUUCACCUUCCAGACCGCACAGGGAAAUGACAUCUUUCAAGCAGUUGAGACUGCCAUCCAUCGGCAGAAGGCCCAGGGGAAGGCAAGAGAGGGGCAAGGUGUCCUCAGAGCUGACUCCCUUGCAAGAGAGGGGCAAGGUGUCCUCAGAGCUGACUCCCAAGAAGGGGAGGUGGCAGAAGGGAAAUUGGCUUCUCCUCCUGUUCCCCAGGAGGUACUAGGCAGUACCCCAGUCCUGUAUGCUGAGCCCUUAGACUCCCUGCGCAUUCCUCCAGGCCCUUCCCAGGACUCUCUCUACUCAGACCCCCUGGACAGCACCUCUGCUCAGGCAGGGGAGAGGGUACAGCCCAAGAAACCUCUUUACUGGGACUUGUAUGAGCAUGUGCAGGAGCAGUUACAGAAGGCCAAGCUGACGGACACCAAAGAGGACCCCAUCUAUGAUGAACCUGAGGGCUUGGCCCCAGCCCCUCUUCGGGGCCUUUAUGAUCUGCCUCAGGAGCCCAAGGAUGCAUGGUGGUGUCAGGCUCGAGUGAAGGAGGAGGGCUAUGAGCUCCCGUACAACCCUGCUACUGAUGACUAUGCUGUGCCACCCCCUCGGAGCAUAAAGCCCCUCCCAGCUCCCAAACCCCAGGGUCUGGCCUUGCCUGAACCUGGUGCUACAACUGGCAGUGGCAGCAAGGGCCACAGGACAGACACUGCCCUGUACAGUCAGGUUCAGAAGAGUGGGGCCUCAGGGGGCUGGGACUCUGGGUUCUCUAGAGUAGGGAAUGACAGAACUGGAGUCAAGACAGAGGGCUCUACCUGAGAAUGUUGCUGAUAUGAGGACCAUGGUAUAUGACAGCCCCCAACUCCCAACACACACACUUUGCAUGUAGGUAACAAGCACCAAGCACUUGUCUAUUUGGAGCUAAAG